Molecule: messenger RNA, 1359 nt
Organism: Musa acuminata subsp. malaccensis (wild Malaysian banana)
Lineage: Eukaryota; Viridiplantae; Streptophyta; Magnoliopsida; Zingiberales; Musaceae
Product: protein arginine N-methyltransferase 2
Cellular component (GO): nucleus; cytoplasm
Molecular function (GO): protein binding; protein-arginine N-methyltransferase activity
Source: RefSeq, a predicted model, not a curated record
GGUUCGGCCGGUCCGGAAUCGGCCUGACAUCUUUGCCGCCCUAAUCCAGCUUCCAUCAGCUUCGCCCACGAGGAAGAGAGAGUAGCCUCGCAACCACGCUAUGGCGAAGUCGGCGGAGGAACAGCUCUGCGAGGCGGCUGUUGAAGGCGACUGCGCCAAGAUCGGCGACCUCCUCUCUGCCGGUGCCGACCCCACCUACUUCGACGCAAGCGGGAUGACGCCCCUCAUGUACGCCGCGCGCCACGGCCACGCCGACUCCGCUCGACUCCUCCUUUCCGCCGGUGCACCGUGGAAUGCCCUCUCGCCAUCAAACAUUUCCGCCGGUGACCUUGCCAUGGAGCACGCCCAUCAGGAGGCCUUCGACGUUCUCCUCAACGCCGGCAUCCAGGCUGAGCUCGUUCUCGGGACCAUCGCCCGCGUGGCGGAGCGCAACGGCGAGAAGGAAGGCGGCGGCUUGAACUACCUGGAGGACAGGGUGUCCUUCAGCGAGGACAAGCUGAUGGACUCGGAGAGCAAGGCGGUGAUGAUGGAGUGGGAAAGACCACUGAUGGAGGCACACGCGAGGGCCGUAUGCGGUGGCGGUGGGAAGGUGCUCAACGUGGGGUUUGGGAUGGGGCUUGUGGACGAGGCGAUUCAGAGGUACGGGCCGGUCGAGCACACGAUUGUGGAGGCGCAUCCGGAAGUGUAUGAGCGGAUGCUGCGUUCAGGCUGGGGGAAGAAGGAGAAUGUGAAGAUUGUUUUUGGACGGUGGCAGGAUGUUCUUCCGCAGCUUGAGUCUUAUGAUGGAGUAUUUUUUGACACUUACGGAGAAUAUUAUGAGGACUUGAGGCAAUUUCACCAACAUCUUCCUAGACUACUGAAGCCCGGAGGUGUAUACUCAUACUUCAAUGGGCUGUGCGGCGAUAAUGCAUUUUUCCAUGUAGUUUACUGUCAGUUAGUUGCAUUAGAACUUGGAAAUUUAGGUUAUUCUACUCAAUUUAUUCCCUUGCCUGUAAAAGAUUGCUUGACAGAGGAGGUAUGGGAAGGUGUGAAACGGAAAUACUGGCAGCUCGACACAUAUUACCUUCCUGUUUGUCAGCCAUUAAGUGAUUCAGAAUGAUCUUUUAGUGCCAAACUCGAGGUUGCUCUCAAAGCUGGAUUCAUCCUCAAUGUUGUGCUUCUUUAUGCAAGCAACAUAGUUUUUUCAGGUGUUACGCUUCCAUGUUCACCAUCUGGUAUUGUGGGCUUGAAGCCUGAGAGGAUGCUUCAAUUUGAUGAUUACAGUGUCUAAUGAACAAUAGCUACAUGGUUGAUGUGGGCUUAAGCUUCAACUAUAUUAAAUCAACGUCGUGCAUCCUAUGUCCUUCACAGGCUUGUUUU